AAUCCAAAUGUUAGACAAUAUAAAAAAGCCAGCACAACAACCCAGUGGGGUGUUUUACGGCCAGAAACACAAGCAACAUGGACCUUGUGCUUCUCAGUGUGUUCCUGCCAUUGCUCACGGUGGCCUGGGGCCAGUACGAGGACUAUGCGGGAAAUUAUUACCCCCACAAUGAAUACAGGGACAAUGAUGAAUGGGUCAAUGUGUAUCGGCAGGGUUUCAACUUCCAGUGUCCUCCUGGGCAAGUGAUUGUUGCUGUGAGGAGCACCUUCAGCAAAAAAGAAGGCUCAGACCGACGAUGGAACUAUGCCUGUAUGCCAACGCCACAAAACCUUGGAGAGCAAACAGAAUGCUGGUGGGAAGAUAUCAACAGAGCUGGAUUGGAAUGGUAUCAGACGUGUUCAAACAAUGGACUGGUGGCAGGAUUCCAGAGCCAAUAUUUUCCAUCUGUACUGGAUCGGGAAUGGCAAUUUUAUUGUUGCCGCUAUGGUCGGAAAUGUCCGUAUUCAUGUUGGUUGACAACAGAACAUCCAGGGCAUUAUGGGGAAGAUAUCGACAUGAUGAUGUAUACCUAUGACUACUAUAUCCGUGGAGCGACUACAACCUUUUCGGGUGUGGAGAGAGAUCGCCAGUGGAAGUUUAUUGUGUGCAGGAUGACAGAUUUUGACUGUCAGUUUCAAAAUCUGUAGAGGCAUUGAUUAUAUACUACACUUGGGGAGGGGGAUGAAACAAGAGAAGGGUGAAAUGAAAACAGUAGGCGAGACAGUGUAUUCAGGCACCAGCUUUUUGGCAGAGUUGUAAGCAUCACACUGCAUCCAAAUUUACUUUGCAUUCUAGAGGCACAUCCAUAUGGCCUUUCUUUAGAGAUCAGAUUUCUGAAUCAGUUCUCAUAAUUUCCAGAGAACAUAAGCUUCAUGUGCUUCCCUUCCCCUCUAUAAAUCUGGUGGACACAAUCCAUGAUGACUUCCUUCCUAGUUCCAGUGCAGAGAUAUUCUUUCCUGAGUUUCUAGUAGGGAUACUUGAACACCUUCUGGUUUGUUCCACACUGUGUCCUCUGGUUGUGAGCAAGAAGCUAACCCUCAAAGGAUUAUUUGGCUGCUGAAGAAGGCCUGGCCCAUUUUAUGAAGUCAUUCCUGGCAUGUAGCAUGGGAUAGUACAGUGCAGUGCCCCAGGAACAAGGUUGGGCCCCUCUGCAGCCUCUUGUUGCUUCUCAUAGACCCGCUGCUCCUCCCUGUUUUGCUUAACCUCCUCCGCCCAUCCCUAUAGAUCUGCUUCCACCACUAAGGAUUUGGUGGACAAGUUUAAUCCAGGCAGGGUCAAAACUUGGCUGGUAGACAGUCAUAGUAGUCAAAGCAUGACCUGCUUACCUUGAAACAUUUGAGGUAGCCAUAGUUUCUAGGGAUACCUGCCACACUCCUGCCUCUGUGCUACAAUACCAAACUUGGGAGUAUAGAAAGCAACCAUGUGGAUGCGCACUUGAAGAAAACUGUGGACUAUCAAUUCCCUUGAAUGUUUUUAUUUGUGGCUUAUUUGCAGUUUCUAGAUGCUUCCUGAUUAGAACUUAAAUAUUGUAGGGUUGGGGUUGUUGUUGUUUUUGCUUGUAGCUUAUCUGUAUAUCUGCAGUUUAAUGUCAUACUAUUUUUUGCCAACUGCAUCUAACUUACACAAAGGACCAAAAGGUCCCUGAAACCUUACAACAGUCUACAGCUGUGAUUGCAAGGGAGCAGAGAUUUCUUCUACUGCACAGUUUUGUGACGCAGACAAAUAUGAUACCUUAUACAGAAAAAUGCUGACUAGCAUUGACUCUGGAGUUAAAAUUGCGUAUCACCCUGCAUUAGUCUUACUUCUCAAAUUAUUUCUGUGUCUAAAAUCCAGAUGAUACCAAUGAAGUAACCUCCGAUGGCCUAGCGCCUUCAU
This is a messenger RNA of Sphaerodactylus townsendi, 1914 nucleotides long. RefSeq names its product dermatopontin (gene DPT). NCBI's taxonomy places the organism in Eukaryota, Metazoa, Chordata, Lepidosauria, Squamata, Sphaerodactylidae. The record is from RefSeq and is a predicted model, not a curated record. Bases 78 to 686 code for a protein of 202 amino acids. Gene Ontology annotation, cellular component: extracellular matrix. Gene Ontology annotation, biological process: collagen fibril organization. The transcript is spliced from 4 exons. Gene Ontology annotation, molecular function: extracellular matrix structural constituent.